This is a messenger RNA of Nannospalax galili (Upper Galilee mountains blind mole rat), 4294 nucleotides long. Its product is annotated as zinc finger protein 11-like. NCBI's taxonomy places the organism in Eukaryota, Metazoa, Chordata, Mammalia, Rodentia, Spalacidae. Gene Ontology annotation, molecular function: DNA-binding transcription repressor activity, RNA polymerase II-specific. The coding region runs from base 275 to 3541 and encodes 1088 amino acids. Gene Ontology annotation, biological process: negative regulation of transcription by RNA polymerase II. The transcript is spliced from 6 exons. The record is from RefSeq and is a predicted model, not a curated record.
GAGUGGAGGGCUUUGUGUGGGCGCCGCCUUGGUGGCGUUUGUCUCCUCUUAGGAGUUCUGGGUUCGCCGCGGGCUGUCACUCUGUGAGUCACCAGUGCUGGGAGAGUGGCAGGGAGGACGCCGGGACACUCGGAACCUGGUCAUCCCGGAACUGGGGUAUCUGGAACCCGUAAAUCCCGGAACCCAAGCUACCCGGUCACCUGGCAACCCGGACAUGAGCCCUGCUUUCUUAUUGAGAACAAGCCCACAUUAGCUUACUGGAGUAUGAGACCCCAUGGAGAGGAGAACCAAGGUGCUCCAGUUUGCAGCCAGCUUCUCAUCAUCUAACAGUAAAAACCUGAAGGAUUCCAGCCAAGCCCUGCCUGAACUAUCAUUCAAAGAUGUGUCCAUUGAUUUCUCUCCAGAGGAGUGGGAAUGCCUGGACCCUGCUCGGUGGAAUUUGUAUAGGGAUGUGAUGUUGGAGAAUUACAGAAACCUUGUUGCACUGGGUCUUUCAGUGUGUAAGCCCUACCUGGUCAAAUUUCUGGAGCAAUGGAAAGAGCCUUGUAAUGUGAAGGGACAAGAGCCUGGAGCCAUAUACCCAGAGAACCUUUGCAAAUAUAACACAUCUGGAGAAAACUUUGAACAACAUUCAGAACUUACCAUGCAUCGGGUCCAUAUUCAAGAGAAGUCUUACAAACAUAAAGAACAUGGCAAAGCUUUUAUUGAUGAUGCAACCUCUAAUCAACAUCAGAGGGUUAAUAUGGGAGAGAAGCUUUACACAUGUAAAGAAUGUGGGAAAGCCUUUAAUAAAUAUUCAACCCUUAUCCAACACCAAAUAAUUCAUACUGGAGAGAAACCUUACAGUUGCAAAGAAUGUGGCAAAGCAUUUAAUAAUCGUUCUACUCUUACUCGACACCAGAUAAUUCAUAGUGGAGCAAAACCCUAUAAAUGUCAAGAAUGUGGCAAAGCCUUCAAUAAUAGUUCAACCCUUACUCGACACCAGAUAAUUCAUACAGGAGAAAAACCCUACAAAUGUAAAGUAUGUGACAAAGCCUUUAACUGUUCUUCAUACUUUAACCAACACCAGAAAAUUCAUUCUGAAGAGAUUCCAUAUAGAUGUAAAGAAUGUAGCAAACCCUUUAGCUGUUUUUCACAACUUAAUCAGCAUCAGCGAAUCCAUACUGGAGAAAAACCAUAUAUAUGUAAAGAAUGUGGCAAAGCCUUUAACUGUUCUUCACACCUUAACCAACAUCAGAGAAUUCAUACUGGAGAGAAACCCUAUAGAUGUACAGAGUGUGGUAGAGCCUUUUCCUGUUCUUCACACCUUAAUCAACAUCGGAUAAGUCAUACUGCUGAGAAGCCCUACAAAUGCAAGGGAUGUGGCAAAGCCUAUAAUUGUUCUUCAUACCUCAAUCAACAUCAGAGAAUUCAUACUGGAGACAGCCUCUACAAAUGUAAAGAAUGUGGCAAGGCUUGUAACUGUUCUUCACAUCUUAAUCAGCACCAAAGAAUUCAUACUGGAGAGAGACCCUAUAGGUGUAAAGAAUGCGACAAAGCAUUUAAUUGUUCUUCACACCUUUAUCGACACCAGGUGAUUCAUACUGGAGAUAAGCCCUACCAGUGUAAACAAUGUGACAAAGCUUUUAAUGACAGCUCAACACUUUCUCGACACCAGAGAAUUCAUACUGGAGAAAAACCUUAUCAAUGCAAAGAGUGUGGGAAAGCCUUUAAUAAUUGUUCAACCUUUACUAGACACCAGAGAGUUCAUAAAGGAGAAAUGCCCUACAAAUGUAAAGACUGUGGUAAAGCAUUUAAAUAUCGCUCAACACUUUAUCAACACCAUAUAAUUCAUAUUGCAGCAAAACCCUACAAAUGUAAAGAAUGUGGCAAAGCCUUCAAGAGAAGUAAAAACCUUAUUCAACACCAGAUAGUUCAUAAGAGAGAGAAACCAUACAAAUGUAAAGAAUGUGGCAAAGCCUUUAGUACAUGUUCAAUCCUUACUCAACACCAGAUAAUUCAUACUGGUGAGGAACCCUACAAAUGUAAAGAAUGUGGCAAAACCUUUAAAUAUAAUUCAACUCUUACUCAACAUGAAGUAAUUCAUACUGAAGCCAAACCCUACAAAUGUCAAGAAUGUGGCAAAGCUUUCAAGAGAAGUCACACCCUUACUCAACAUCAGAUAAUUCAUAAAGGAGAGAAACCUUAUAAAUGUAAAGAAUGUGGUAAAGCCUUUAGUAAGCAUUCAGCCCUUACUCAGCACCAAGUAAUUCAUACUGGAGAGAAACCGUAUAGAUGUCAAGAAUGUGGCAAAGCUUUCAAAUACCAAUCAACCUUUACUCGACAUCAAGUAGUUCAUACUGGAGCAAAACCCUACAAAUGCCAAGAAUGUGGCAAAGCUUUCAAUAAUAGUUCAACCCUUACUCGACACCAGAUAAUUCACACAGGAGAGAAACCGUACAGAUGUCAAGAAUGCGAUAAGGCCUUUUACUGUUCUUCAUUCUUGAUCCAACAUAUGAAAAUUCAUUUUGAAGAGAUGCCCUAUAGAUGUAAAGAAUGUGGCAAACCCUUUAGGCUUUCUUCACAGCUUAUUAGGCAUCAGAGAAUUCAUACUGGAGAGGAACCUUACGUAUGUAAAGAAUGUGGUAAAGCCUUUAAAUAUCAGUCAAACCUUACUCGACACCAAAUACUUCAUACUGGAGCAAAACCCUACAAAUGUAAAGAAUGUGGCAAAGCUUUCAAUAAUAGUUCAACCCUUACUCGACACCAGAUAAUUCAUACAGGAGAGAAAGCCUAUAGAUGUCAAGAAUGUGGCAAAGCAUUUUACUGUUCUUCAUACUUGAUCCAACAUAUGAAAAUUCAUUUUGAAGAGAUGCCUUAUAGAUGUAAAGAAUGCAGUAAACCCUUUAAAUGUUCUUCACAGCUUGUUCGACAUCAGAGGAUUCAUAGUGGAGAGAAACCCUAUAUAUGUAAAGAAUGUGGCAAAGCCUUUAACUGUACUUCAUACCUUACUAAGCAUCAGAGAACUCAUACUGGAGAGAAACCCUAUACAUGUAAACAAUGUGGUAAAGCCUUUAAUUGUUCUUCAUACCUUUCUAAACAUCAGAGAAUUCAUAUUGGAGACAGACUCUACAAAUGUGAAGAGUGUGGCAAAGCCUAUUACUUUUCUUCACAGCUUAAUCGACAUCAGAGAAUUCAUAGUGGAGAGAAGCCCUUUGUAUGUAAAGAAUGUGGAAAAGCCUUUAGUUGUUCUUCAUAUCUUUAUAAACACCGGAGAAUUCACAUUGUAGAAAAACCGUAUAUAUGUAAAGAAUGUGGUAAAACCUUUAACUGGUCUUCAUACCUUAUUAAACAUCAGAAAAUUCAUACUGGAGACAAACUCUACAAAUGUGAAGAAUGUGGCAAAGCCUAUUACUUUUCUUCACAGCUUAAUCGACAUCAAAGAAUUCAUACUGGAGAAAAACCCUAUAGAUGUAAAGAAUGUGGCAAAGCUUUUAUCACUUCCUCCAGCCUUAAGCGGCACCAGGACACUCAUACUCUAGUGAAAUGCAGCGGUGUAUAGAAUUUGGCAGUGUUUCAAUAGCAGUUCAAACCCUUUCUUGUCAUCAUGUGUUUCCUACAGGAGAAAAUCUUGUACAUUGAAAGAAUGUGGUAAAACAUUUAACAUUUGCUGAACCUCUAGUUAGCACCAAAGGACUCAUACAUGAGGGAAACACUACAAAUGUAAGGAGAGUGACAAAAUCUUUAGCAAAUGUUCAGUAGUUACUAGACACUAAAAGAAUCCAUAGUGGAGAGUAACCUAUGGAUGUAAUAACAUAGUUUGGCCUUUGAUCAAAGGUCAUCCUUAUUGAACAUCAGCAGAUUUCUAUUGCAAAGAGCACUAGCCUUUGUACAACCCUCAGAAGAACCCAAUACUUAACACUGGAAAUCUCUUCACAAAUGUGAAGAAUGUAGCAAAACCUUUAGUCAUACAUUGAAUCUUAAUGUACAUAAAGGAAUUAUUGUAGGGGAGGGACCCAAUGAAUAUGAAGAAUGUGGUAAAAUUGUGGACUUCUCAUAAUUUACUGGACAUUGUUAUUUGAUGAGGUAGAAAAAAAUGCAUCUCAGAUAUCAGGGAUGUAAAUUUAUUAUAAAUCCAAAUGUACUAAAUGGUUUCACUGUUUAAAAUGCACAAAGCACAACUCUCAGGUAAUUUUAUUAGAGGAGCAAGCCAGCUUUCUGAAAAAUUUUAAAGUAUUUUCUCCAGAGAGUAUAAAACGGAUUUUGAUUUAUUUAUUUUUAUUUAUGUAUAAGAGUGUUUUGCCUGCAAAUAUGU